CUCUCCAAUUAAGAGCGGGAAAAGACUAUAAAUAAGCAGAUCUGUACAAAAGCAGGGCAUUUCCGCCGUGUUUGAACAUCGGCUUUGAUCUUGGUAUUUGAAUUUGACCUUCCUAACGCAGCAAUGGAUCAAAAUAAGUGCAAAUUGUUUAUACAAUUCACGGCGAUGAUGUGGUGGGCAACUUUAAUGGCUGAAGGAAUCCGUUUCGAUGUGAAGAGCGAUUUGGGAAGCAAGUGUGUGUCCGAGGAGAUUCAGACCAAUGUCAUUGUUCUCGCAGAUUUCUCAGUUGCGAAUCAUGACAAUUCGUCCCAACCACAUAAUAUUUCUAUCAAGGUGUCAUCACCUUACGGGAAUUCAGUAUAUUAUACAGAAAAUGUUGCACUAGGUCAAUUUGGAUUUACAGCAUCUGAAUCUGGCAACUAUGUAGCAUGUUUUUGGAUUCCAAAUUCCCCUUAUGGGGCUGUUGCCACUGUUGAUCUUGACUGGAAAGUUGGAGUUGCUGCUAAGGACUGGGAAAUGAUUGCAAAGAAGGAGAAAAUUGAAGGGGUGGAGCUUGAGUUGAGAAAAAUUGAAGUAGCAAUAGAAAGUAUUCAUGAGAACUUAUUGUACAUGAAAAGCAGGGAAUCAGAAUUGCGAGAGAUAAGUGAGAUCACCAACUCUAGGGUGGCAUGGUUCAGCAUCAUGUCUCUUACUGUCUGCUUAUCAGUGUCUGCAUGGCAACUAUGGCACCUCAAGAGAUUCUUUGAGAAGAAGAAACUUAUUUAAGCAAUUUUAGUGUCUCAUCUAGAGACUCAUAACUUAUUGGGGUGUAAGGGCUGAGUUCAGUGCUAUGAAUGUGCAAAAUAGAAGUUAACUUCUACGACUCAAUUUAUCCUUCACUUAAUCUUUAUCAACCCGACACUUUCUUUGUUGACUUGAAAAUAUUUUUAUUUUAAUGUUUCUGUAUUAUAUGUACAGCAAAGCAUUAUGUCUGAAUCAACUUCAAGUGGAUAGUGCAUUUUCUUCACUGGAUUUUGAUUGAUGUUAAUGUUAAAAAAUCUGAAGGUCAAUAUAUACUAAAACUCCAGAUGUUAGAAAGGAUCGAAUAUAAAUUUCAAUAAAAAACAAUUCCUGUUUCUAGGAAUAGUUUACUAAA
This is a messenger RNA of Cryptomeria japonica (Japanese cedar), 1135 nucleotides long. RefSeq names its product transmembrane emp24 domain-containing protein p24delta3. The record is from RefSeq and is a predicted model, not a curated record. The coding region runs from base 124 to 765 and encodes 213 amino acids. Gene Ontology annotation, cellular component: Golgi apparatus; COPII-coated ER to Golgi transport vesicle; endoplasmic reticulum. Gene Ontology annotation, biological process: endoplasmic reticulum to Golgi vesicle-mediated transport; intracellular protein transport; Golgi organization. Lineage: Eukaryota; Viridiplantae; Streptophyta; Pinopsida; Cupressales; Cupressaceae. The transcript is spliced from 4 exons.